Messenger RNA from Musca domestica (house fly), 3008 nucleotides. RefSeq names its product TATA element modulatory factor (gene Tmf). The coding region runs from base 171 to 2837 and encodes 888 amino acids. The transcript has 5 exons. Gene Ontology annotation, cellular component: endoplasmic reticulum; Golgi apparatus. The record is from RefSeq and is a predicted model, not a curated record. NCBI's taxonomy places the organism in Eukaryota, Metazoa, Arthropoda, Insecta, Diptera, Muscidae.
AGGUCCCUCGGAGAUUUAGCUUUCUCUUCAUUUUUUAUCAAGUAUUCGUUUUAGACCUUCAUAUUCGUUUCGUUGGGGACGUCUUUCAUUUUGGGUUCCCUUCGAAAGUAGUUCAAUUUCAAUUUGUUUCUAAGUGAGUGUAGUGUUGGAGUGUUGCGUGACAUGGAAAUAUGAGUUGGUUUGACACCAAAAACUUUGCAAGCCUUGCCAAAGCACUGAAGGAGGCUCAAAAGAAAAUUGACAAAGUUUUGGAUAUCCAAGAGGAAGAUGCAGACAACGUAGGAACGACACAGUGUGAAAAUGACGUCGUAGAUGUUUCAGAAAAUAAAAACACUUCAACAGCUUUGACAUUGGAUUCUUCUGUUGGUAUUUUAUCAGCGGAACAGACCACUUUGUGCCCCGACGAACGGGAUGGAUCCGAAUCGGUCGAUGUGCUGGUUACUGGAGAUAUGACUUCAGAUUCUGGGACCGUAUUUCCGGAUGCUGCAACGGAGAGUAUAGUUAUUAUUGGAAGUUCUGGUGACGUCUGUCCCGACGAUUCAAAUCAGAAAGGUGAAGCAGAGACUGAUGUAGAUAAAUCAAAAAAAGUUGAGAAAAAGUGUAAUCAAAACAUUCGGGAUGAAGUUUCUUACGAACUUCAAACAAUUGACUCCGACUCAACGCAAAGCUUCGAAGAUGUGCAAUUGAAUUUAACAAAAAGCGAUCAAAGCUUCAGUAUUGAUGAAAAGGUAUAUGUUAGCAAUACACCCUCUGCACAAACAUCAAAUGACGAAAUGGAAACAGCUACUUCCUCUGAUAUUGAAAUUAUUUCGAAUCCCAGCACCACAACAAGGACCAGCCCACAAAAAGAUGAAAAGAAUGCGAAUGUCGGGAUAAAGCCAAAAGGGACGCCAGGAGAAUCUUCUGCCAAGGUGGGGCACUGUCGUGAACCAUCGGAAAUUUCAAUGUUUUCAAUAGAUUCUCCUUCUGAAGAUGAGGUAGAAAAGCUGCUAAAGCGCAUAUCUGAAUUGAACAGUAUAGUAGAGGCAAGAGAAUUGCGUUUACUUCAAUCGGAACAGCGCAAUUCCGAAUUACAGGAACGCAAUAACGAGCUACUUUCAUUAAUAAAUGAAGAUGGCAUGCCGCCCACAGAAGAGUACACCAAACGAUUAUCAGCGUUGGAAAAAAAAUUCCAGAAUUGUAUACUUGAAAGGGAUACGUUAAGAGCUGAAAUCAAGGAGUUGCAAGGAAAAAUUCCAAAAAACGAUUUGAACAAUGCUUUAACCGAAAGCCAAAAUAUGGUAGCAGAACUACGCCAAGAAGGAGAGAAACUGUCUAAAGAAAUUUUGCAGCAAUCUAACAUUAUCAAAAAACUGCGUUCCAAGGAAAAAAGCGUCGAGGUGCAAAUUAAGUCAAUGACAGAUCAAUUGUCUGCUUCCAAUGAAGAAGUAGAUAGGCUUAAGAAAACGCUUUCAGCUAAGGAGGAUGUGGAGAGGACUCAAAUAGAAGCAGUGCAUAAAAUGUCUUCAGACAAUCAAAAACUGGAAAAAGAAAAUAGUUCUCUACGGAGCAAGUUGGAGGACACACAACAAAAACUAAUCACAUUACAGCAUAGUUUUGAAGCAGUUAAAGUUGAACUGCAACAGCGUUCUAAGCAACAUUCCGAUCUUUCCAUUUCACGAACCGCAAUUCAAGCGAUUGAAAAGGAAAAGUCACAACUUCAGGCAGAAAAUCAAGAACUCCAAAAACAGCUCCAAGAAUUUGCUGAUAAGUUGAGGUCAACAGAACUGACCGCAAUUAGGAAGGAACAACAAUUGCGAGAAGAAAAUCGAAGUCUUAUGAAUCGUUUGGAAGCAGCAGAAUUAAGGGCAGAAUCAUCUACUCACGAAAUAAGCCAAACUACUAUUCCUCUAAUGCGUCAUUUGGAAUCCCUACAACAAACACUGAAUCAGCGGACCAAUAAGUGGAAUAAGGAAGAAAAGUUUUUAUUAGAUAAACUGGAUGCUGCCAAAACACGUCUUCAGUCUUUGGAACACAUUGAAGAAACAUCAAAGGAACAAAUUGAAUUGCUGAGAUCCCGAUGUCAGGAUUUAGAAGAUAAAUUGUCUAAUGCAAUAAUGAAAGAAGAACAAUGUAAAAUUAAUCUACAAUUGGAAAUGAAUAAAAGAGAAACGGACUACAGCAGAAAACUUUCAGAGUUAAUGCAAGAAUUGGAGCAAACCCGGUCAAGAAUUAGAGUGUUGGAAGAAAAUCUUGAUGAAGCAGAAAGUAGGCUGACAGCAUCCGUUGAAUGUUUACAGCACGAGCGAGAACAAACCGCACCCUCAUUUUCCGAGUUGCGAAAUUCUGUUUCAGUCGAUGCAAAUAGGCAUUCACCCACUGCAAGUGGAGGUGUUAAUUCUAUUGAAGAUGGAGGCAGUAUUGAUUGGCAACACCAAGAGGAUGAUUUCGAUUGCAUUUCUAAUCCCGGUGGUAGACCGGUGGCUGGCCAAGGAUUAAAUUUCCAUUUUAUAGCAGCUAACACGACCAAUAAUUUUGAAUAUUUGCAAUCCAUGCUAAAACAAAGGGAAGGUGAAUUGGCUCAAACUCAAUGGGAACUUUCACGAGUACAGGUUGAAAAAAAUGUGCUUCAAGAAGAACUAGCCCAACUUUCAUUAGAAAUGGAAAAUAUCAAGGACAAAAUUCAGUCUUACGAGUUGAUGGAAAAUAAUUAUAACGAUCUGCAAACGAGAUACGAUGCCCUAUUGCAAAUGUAUGGCGAAAAAGUGGAACGUUGUGAAGAGCUUGAAAUGGACCUUAACGAAUGCAAAGAAGCAUACAGAAUUCAAAUCCAAGAUUUACUAAAAAUGAAGACAUGAUGUAUGCACCUAUACAUUUUGCUUUAAGUACGUGUGAUCACUCUGUAAUUAUUCAACGUUUUAGUGUUGUCAAAAUAUGUUUAUUAUCUUUUAAUAAGUAUGUUAUAUAUUAUUUUAGCUAAAUAAAUUUCAUUUAAGGCAAUCGUAUGCCCCAAAUGUACGAAAAUGUAA